AAUAAGACUUUUGCGCUGGGUCUUGUACCCAAAAAAACAGUUCUAAAAAAAAGUCUAAUUAAGAAAUAGUGAUGCCAACGAAACUUCUCAUAUGCGGGAUAACUAUUCUAGCGUAAAAUUAUAUAUGCUAUUCUUAGCUUCAAUCUAUCAUGCGUGCGGGCUCCUCGCCUCACCGCCUCCUCUCCGCGUCGUCCGUUCCCCCUCCCGCCACCGCCGCCGCCGCCGCGUCGUCUCCUUCUCCUCUCGCUUUGGAGCUGAGCCUGGCGCGAACCCAGCCUGGCCCGCUCGAUAAGCAGAUAUAGUUAGAUUAUAAAAAAAAAAAAACUUUUUUUUUUGCUCCGGUGGUUUUUAGAGUUUAGGGUUUUUAGAGUUGAGUUUAGGGUUUGACGGUUGGAGGAGCAGUUCUCCUAUGCAAUCCGCCUUCCACCUCAACGUCCACUCUCAUCUCCACCAAUCCCCAUGGCACCAUCGCAAAACCCCAGGAUUUCGCUCCUCCAUCGAUCAAUCCAACUCCGUGAGGCCAAAUCUCUCCUUGCCUCCCAAAAAUCCAAUCUUUUCCAAACCUUCGAAGUUUUCUAGCCGCUUCAAGCUCGGAGAGAUCGAGGGAUGCGAAGGCCGGAGUCUGCUUCCUCUCCCCAUCGUCGUUCAUAGGUCCGGCAAGUCCUCUCGGUACCUCUGGGAGGGCGCCCACCUCCAGUUGGUAGGUUUCGAUCGAGAACCGGCCGAUGGAUUCAGGUCCGGCGAUGGAUUCCAGCGGCUGUUCCAGAUGUUGGGCGAGGCCAUCAGGAAUUUGUUCGUUCCGCGGCAAGUUCAGGACAAUUACAUGGGCUAUUUGAAGUGGAAGCUAGUGCAUCGUGUAUCGAGCUCUGCUCUCCAAGUUCUUGCCACACAGGCAAUGUUUCGGGCAAUAGGAAUUGGUUCCUCCCAUUCCCUUCCCUCUGCAGCUGCAUUAAAUUGGGUAUUGAAAGAUGGUCUUGGUCGGCUUAGCAGGUGUAUAUACACAGCUAGUGUUGGCUCUGCAUUUGAUACGAAUUUAAAGAGAGUUAGGUUCUCCACAUCUGCUUUAUUUAUCUUGAGCAUUGGAAUUGAGUUGUUGACACCUGCCUUCCCUCAGUAUUUCUUGCUUCUUGCUACAGUUGCCAACAUUGCUAAGUCUGUCAGUCUUGCAGCCCACCUAGCAACUGGUUCUGCCAUUCAUCGGAGCUUUGCAAUAACUGAUAAUCUCGGUGAAGUUGCUGCAAAGUCCCAGAUUCAAACUGUUUGUUUUGACAACCUGGGUCUUUUGUUUGCUGCACUGCUGAAUAUAUUAUGCAAGAUUAACCAAAGAUUUCAAGGAGGUCUACCACUUGUUUAUCCUAUUUUCGCAGCAGUUUACUUGUUUGCUAUGUUUCAAGGACUUAAGUUUGUACACCUACAAACACUAACCAAGGAUAGGUUAGAGAUAAUAAUAAACAUGUGGCUAUGUUCAGGAGUUGUCCCAUCUCCUGCAGAGGUUAGCAGCAAGGAAAGCAUGGAUAUCUUAAUGAAUAAAGUGAGAUUUGGUUCAGGAAGCAAGCCAUGGCCAAUCAGAAUAGGAUGCCUUGAUCCAAAGGAUUCGUCAUCCAUGGUGUCAAUUUUGACCAUACCAUCUUUGAGUCAUGAAGAUCUUUACUUUAUUUGCAUGGAGACAUCUCAGAAGGGUUUAAUGAGAAAACAACUGGGGAUCCUCCUCGCUUUACUGGAAACGGCAGCUUCCUCAGAUGUCAUUAUAGGCCUGCUACAGGCAUGCCUCAUCCGCAGGACAUUGCUAGCGAGAAGCAGCUCUAUUUGUAAUAGUAGCAGCACUGAAGACUCAAUGCUAGCAGAGUGGUUUAAAGUUGUAGAAGAUAGCAAGUUGCAUGCCAUUAGAGAGAGUACUCACUUGAUAGAAGAACUUCAAAGAGCUGGUUGGGUUGUGAAGAACAUUUUGUUGAAUUCCCAAGAGCAGAUACGAUAUAGCUUGGUAAGAGAGGAUGCAUAUACAAGAAUACACUGAUUGGAAACACGGCAUGCUACUUUUUUAUUUUCUUUUUUCAUUUAGAUUGAGUGCUCGCUGCUAUAAGUGAGGCCAGCACUUUCUACCAUUCAGCUGACUUUAGUCUGGAGUUGUGUUUUAUUUUUAUUUUUAUUUUUAUUUUUAUUUUUAUUUUUGAGGGAGAGAGAAUUGGAGCUUGGUAUUUUGACAUAAUACAGAACCGCCAUACGAGAGAAAAUCGAACAAGAUAUUAUAGGGUGAAACAUUACAAGUUGGAAAUGUUGGUUUUACAAGUUCUGUAACUUAUGUUGUAUGAUCUCUUCAGUUCAGUUCAUGAAAUCAAGCCUUGACAAAAGAAAUUAAUGUGGACAAAUUUGUUGCCACUAGUGGGGUUUGUGAACCGACCUAUAGAGAGUGUAAAGGAUGCCUUCAUAGUCUCAGUUUACUUCCUGUUUUUUCCUCU
Messenger RNA from Elaeis guineensis (African oil palm), 2456 nucleotides. The record is from RefSeq and is a predicted model, not a curated record. Lineage: Eukaryota; Viridiplantae; Streptophyta; Magnoliopsida; Arecales; Arecaceae.